AGAUUGAACUCGCAGCCGGCUUCAUAAGUUUGUUCACUUCACUUUCGCAGAGGUUUAAGUCCAAUUUACUUGAUUGGGGCUUAUUAGACUUGUGUCCUUUGUUGGUCUUCUAUUCACGAUGCGUCUGCACAUGAAUUUCGUGGCACUAUGUGUUGCGCUAUGUGUUGCAGGCACUGUCAACAGUUAUAUGAUUGAUCCAGAGUCAUGUGCUGCCGAUUAUCAAUUCGUCAAGGACAUGGUUGAGCAAGCUUUUAGUAUGGCUGAAAUAGUUCUGGCUUCAGUAAAUACAGUCCCAAUUGAUCCCCACGCCGAUCAGCUAUUUCAACAGCUGUUCAAUUAUCACGGCAACGAAGGAAAAGCAGCUGUUGAAAGGCUUUUUGCUCCAGGCCCAGAGAACAACAAGCAUGAGAGGACGGGGAUCCUUUCAUUCGAACAAGAGAAAACUGGUGGUAUCGAAUCACUUGGUGAUGGAAUCAACGAAGUGGUCAUCUUUUGCGAUGAAUCGCGACUUAAAAGAAGAAUCAAGGAUCCUCUCCAUCGCUUUGACACGAAAGCCAAACGAGCAGUCAGCGCAUCCAAUCCUUGCGCAAAUGCCUUCAUGUACACGCAAACGUUCUCUAAACACUGGGACUCCAUUCAAAUCUGCCCUUGGUUUCUUGAGUACGCGAAAGGCAAAAAGUACGGUACAUCUAAGGAUAUAACGUCUCUUCGUGCGAGGCUAGCGCUGAAAGGACUGGACAAACUCAUAACGAACAAGUUUUAUACCCCCAUAGAUUUGUUGAGUCUGUGGGACAAAUGCAUGUUACAUGAGAUGAUGCACACAAAACUUGCAGGUUCUCUAGAUGUGGACGGUCGAAAGGGCUAUGGCUGGAAGAACUGCAAGGCGUUAGCGGCCGACGGCAAAGGUGCGAAUAACGCAGACUCAUGGGCGCUCUUCGCUAGCGCACUCUAUUGGGCUAAACAAGGUAGCCCAAUCGACGAGAACGGAAAUUUCAUUUCGGUUCCCAUUGGAAAUCAAGGUAUCAUCAUAAAACCGCAGGCCGGUUUUGAUGUUGGGGAAUGGCUGACUCAAACUUGGUCGGUUUAAGCAAUUGUUUAUUUAUCUCAUUGUUGCGGGGGUUAGCUAGCUGAAUACCGUU
Molecule: messenger RNA, 1139 nt
Organism: Xylaria bambusicola
Lineage: Eukaryota; Fungi; Ascomycota; Sordariomycetes; Xylariales; Xylariaceae
Exons: 4
Coding region: 119-1087 (322 amino acids)
Molecular function (GO): metallopeptidase activity
Source: RefSeq, a predicted model, not a curated record